Loxodonta africana (African savanna elephant) is the source of this 1422-nucleotide messenger RNA. Its product is annotated as glutamic acid-rich protein-like. The record is from RefSeq and is a predicted model, not a curated record. The transcript has a single exon. Lineage: Eukaryota; Metazoa; Chordata; Mammalia; Proboscidea; Elephantidae. The coding region runs from base 1 to 1422 and encodes 473 amino acids.
AUGACCCCAAAACAGGCAACUGCUUUGAGAAUCCAGGCAGUCUCAUCACAAAAUAGCCGAAGUGGUCCUAAAUGCCAGCAUAAAGAAGUAAGUGGCCCUGAGGAUACCCCUGAAAAGGGACAAAAACAGAAAACUGGAGUGAAAGUUGAAGAGUUUCCUAAGAAAACUCAGAGUAAAAAAGAGAAGAGAGAAAAGGAAGACACUAAGAAGGGUACAGACAAGGAAAAGGAAAUAGACAAAGGCCAACCAAAGGAACGAAAUGGUGAAAAAAAGGAGCAAAAGGAGGACAAGGACAAGAAGGAAGGUGAAGACAAAAAGGAGGAUAAGGACAAGGAUAAAAAGGAAGAUGACAAGAUAGAUAAAGAAAAGAACAGAGAUGAGGUCAAGAAGGAAGAUGAGGACACGAAGGGAAGUGAAGACAAGAAAGGGGACAAGGUCAUGAGAGGAGGUGAAGACACUAAGGAGAACAAGGACAUGAAGAGAGAUGAAACCAAGAGGAAGGAUGAGGGAAAGAAGGACAAGUACAAGAAAGAAGAAAACUACAAGGAGGAAGAUAAGAGUAUGAAGGAGGAUAAGGACAAAGAGGAGGGCAAGGACAAUAAGGAUAAGGACAAAAAGGAAAGCAAGAAUAUGAAUGAUAAGAGCGAAAGGGAGAGCAAGAACAAUGAGGAUAAAGACAAAAAGGAGGGCAACGACAAAAAAGAGGAUAAGGACAAAAUGGAGGGCAAGGACAAUAAGGAGGACGAGGAGAAGGACAAGAAGGGAGAUGAGAACAAGAAGGAAAACAAGGACAAAAAGGGAGAUGAGGACAAGAAGGGGGACAAAAAAGAAGACAAGGACAAGAAGGAGGAUAAAGGCAAAAAGGAGGCCAAGGACAAAAUGGAAGGAAAGGAUAAGAAGGAAAAUGAGGACAAAAGGGAGGGCAAGGACAAGAAGGAGAACAAGGGCAAGAAGGGAAACGAGGAUGAGGACAAGAAGGGAGAUGAGGUCAAGAAGGAUGACAAGAAUAAAGACAUGAACAAGAGGGGAGAUGAGGAUAAGAAGGAGGACAAGGACAAGAAGGAAGAUGAGAAUAAGGAGGACAAGAACAAGAAAGAAGAGGACAAAAAGGAGGACAAGGACAAGAAAGAAGAUGAGGAUAAGGAGGAAAAGGACAAGGAGGAAGAUGAGGUUGAGGAGGAUAAGGAGGAAGAUGAGGAUAAGGAGGACAAGGAGGAGGACAAAGACAAGCAGGAAGAUGAGGACAAGAAAGAAGGCAAGGAUGAGAACAAUAAAAACAUAGACAAGGAAGAUGAGGAGCAGAAAGCAGACAAGGACAAGGAGGGCAAUGACAAGAAAAGAAGUACUGUGGAAAAAAGGGGAAGAAAAGAUGACAAGAACGAUAAAGACCAGAAAGAGGAUUCUGGGAGCAAAGGCAAGUAA